This is a messenger RNA of Coregonus clupeaformis (lake whitefish), 563 nucleotides long. Its product is annotated as small nuclear ribonucleoprotein F. Gene Ontology annotation, biological process: spliceosomal snRNP assembly; mRNA splicing, via spliceosome. Gene Ontology annotation, cellular component: catalytic step 2 spliceosome; U1 snRNP. The transcript has 4 exons. The coding region runs from base 104 to 367 and encodes 87 amino acids. Lineage: Eukaryota; Metazoa; Chordata; Actinopteri; Salmoniformes; Salmonidae. The record is from RefSeq and is a predicted model, not a curated record. Gene Ontology annotation, molecular function: RNA binding.
AAUCACAGUGUCGUUUUUGUGCGGAUCAGAGUUCAGAGUUCACCACUACUUCCUCUAACCAACAACGGCGUGCAAUCGUCAUUGAAGCUCAUACAGAAUCAAGAUGAGUUUACCACUGAAUCCCAAACCGUUCCUGAACGGUCUGACUGGCAAGCCCGUGAUGGUGAAGCUGAAGUGGGGUAUGGAAUACAAAGGAUACCUGGUGUCUGUGGACAGCUACAUGAACAUGCAGUUGGCCAACACUGAAGAGUAUGUGGAUGGAGCAUUGGCUGGCCACCUAGGAGAAGUGCUCGUCAGAUGCAACAAUGUCUUGUUCAUUAGAGGGGUAGAAGAAGAGGAAGAGGAUGGUGAAAUGAAAGAGGCUUGAAAGAGGCAAGCUUAUUUUUUUCGUUUUGGUGUCUGGUUGCUAAUCUUGUUUGCCGAUUUGUUCUAAUUUUUUAUGAAAAAUUGAUUGUUUUGAAAACAUCUGAGAAGCAGUUCUUUUUUAUAUGAUGAUGAACCAAGCUGUUGUGCCCCUCUGAGCACAAGGAUAAUAAAAUUGUGCAUAUUGCACUUUUCAGUAA